AUGGAAGCAGCAGAGGAAACUCUCACGUAUCGAGAUGACACUGGACUGCACAAGAAGCUGCUGCCGGAAGGGACAGACUGUGGGAAGGAGAUCAAAGACAAGGUGGAUCCGAGGAGCGAAGAAUCCAACUACAUGGACACAAAAACGGACAGCGCCAAAACAGUCAAAGUGUCUUUCACUGGAGAAGGAAACCAGCUGUCUGUCAGUAAAUGUGACGGCUCUAAACAGGGAGUGAAUGAGACGCUGAUUAUAGAAGAAUCAGGGAACUCAAGUUCAAAUCUACUUGAUAAAAACUUAAAAAAUGCGGACUUCGAUAAAUUAGGACAGGAUGAUGGUCACACGACGAGUGACUGCAGUGAAGUCGCACAAAGCCCCAGUGAGGAGGACAUGUACCUAAACAGUAAGACAGAGGACGAUGAUGAGGAGGCCUGUGCGCUGCUGUCGGGCCACUAUCACACCGUGGGGGACGAGUCCCACUACAUCACCACGCAUGAGAUCCAACUCACUGAACUGGACCAUGAUGUGGACUACGACAUGGGCAGAGGGACUCGCUGGGAGUUUGAAGACGACAACUUGGUUUACUCGUUUGUGGAUUACGCCACAUUGGAGAACACGAACGAUGGAACUGUGAUUGUGAAGGGGAAAGUACAGGAUCAUCUCGGAGGACGGCUUGUCAGCACGGAGCAUGACGAGAGUGAUAUCUUCGAGUCUGAUAAGUUUGCCAGCUCAGAUGAAAGCUUUUGUAAACACCAAAGAGACGCUGGAAAGACUCACUUAUCGUUACAGACGGCCCCGAGGGCCUUGAACGAACCGCUGCCUUUGCUCGACAGCGCUGACAGGAGCCGCUUGUCACAUGUGAGCUCUGGCGCCAGAACGGGGCUUUUGACCAACAGACCCCAGUAUUUCAUACCGGCACCGGGCCGUCAGCACCUUGCGACCAAACUAAGACGGAAAGAUAUAAAUGAAUACUCCAGUGGGGCUUCCAGCUCCAUCAGUGAGCUGGACGAUGCUGAUAAGGAGCAUGUGCUCUGCUUCUCUCCCUCUGUCCCAACUGUGUCCCCCACACCUUCAGGAGGAGACACUCAGAGGAAGAUGCUACUGGACCCUACUACUGGACACUAUUACUUAGUGGACACACCUGUACAAGCCACAAAGAGACUUUAUGAUCCAGACACGGGACAGUUCGUGGAUCUACCCGUGUCCCAUUCUCCAGUGUCCCCCGUCACAUCGGUCACCCCUGUGCCUCUCUCUGUUUCCCCACUGGCAUGUGCUCCCACUUACAUGAUUUACCCAGGAUUCAUUCCUUCACCCACACUCACUGUGCAGCCAUUACUGCCACAGUCUCACUGUCAGUCUGAGGAGGUAGCCCGAGAGAAGUUAAAAGUGAACAGACUCAAAGGCAUGUCUUCUCCUGUCAUGGCAGAGAAAGUGUACUACAGCGCCUCAGCAGAGACAUCGAUGAGUGAGCAGCUCCCAGAAUCUGUUGGAAAUGUGACCGCCCGAGGAUCUGUUUCUGACAGAAAACCUGUUGUCAGUAUCGCAACGCCACUAGAUGACCAAAACUUUCCUGCCCUAGACCUCAGACAUCAUUUUUGA
This is a messenger RNA of Knipowitschia caucasica, 1596 nucleotides long. Lineage: Eukaryota; Metazoa; Chordata; Actinopteri; Gobiiformes; Gobiidae. The record is from the annotation of a GenBank genome assembly.